Anopheles cruzii is the source of this 933-nucleotide messenger RNA. Its product is annotated as brachyurin-like. Gene Ontology annotation, molecular function: serine-type endopeptidase activity. Gene Ontology annotation, biological process: proteolysis. Lineage: Eukaryota; Metazoa; Arthropoda; Insecta; Diptera; Culicidae. The record is from RefSeq and is a predicted model, not a curated record. The transcript has 2 exons. Bases 1 to 933 code for a protein of 310 amino acids.
AUGAUCUUUGUGAAAAUUGUGCUACUAUCGCUGCUGGCAACUUUGCUACUAGUACCAAACACCGCUGGUUCUCAAUUCAAGGGAACGAUCGAUUGGAGCCGUGUUCGGCAACUGAACGAAUUUCCUCACAUCAUCAGUCGAGUUGAUAAGCUAAAACAGGACAACGCGAUGCGUGGAAUCCCGGCAAGUUCUAUGCCACGUAUCGUUGGAGGUUCCAUUGCAACUGCAGGACAGAUACCUUAUCAGGCAGCUGUUCUUUCCGAUCUAGCAAACGGUCAGGCACUUUGCGGCGGUGUGCUACUCUCAACCAAUUACGUGCUUACCGCGGGCGUCUGCGUCGAGGGCACAUCUGGCGGUGUGAUCAUAAUUGGAGCACUCAACCUACAGGACGAACAAGAAGCGGGUCAGUUCCGCGUAGUUUUCGGAGUUGGAAACGUUCGCCUUCACGAAGAGUUUCUAGGAGUUAUUUUCCGCAACAAUCUGGCCAUCAUCCGCCUUCCCGAGCCGGUCACAUUAAGUUCUCGCAUUCAACCGGUACGCCUUCCGACGGCGACAGAUGGUCGAACAUUUGCGGGCCUGCUCGGGACGGUCAGUGGUUUCGGUCGAACUUCCGAUGCCAGUACGUCCUUUUCGGAUGUGCUGCGUUACGUGAGCAAUCCCAUCAUGACCAAUGCGGAUUGUCAUGAUACGGCAUGGGGUGGAUUGAUUGACGCCCAGAAGCUCUGUAUGCAGUACCUCAACGCUCGAGCACCAUGCGAUGGUGAUGUCGGUGGUCCAUUGACCGUCCAGGACGCCGGAAGUUCGCUGCUAGUCGGCAUGUUUUCGUUCGGCUCGGUGCUGGGCUGUGAAACCGAUUGGCCAACCGCAUUCGUGCGUAUCACUUUCUACCGGAAUUGGAUUAUUGCCAAUACGGACUUAGCAUCUGCUGCCUAA